ACCGCCACCGCUGCAACUGCUCGAACUCGAACUCGGUCGGUGCUGCAACUUCUGGCUGCUGCUUCCCUGUGGGCUGUGGGUUGUUCGAAUCCAAUCAAAGAAUCCCUAAAAAUCGAAAUUUUUGAUUUUGUUUAAGGUAAAAGUCUAUAGAGUUCAGUUAUACGAGACAGCAAAAUAGUACCAAUAUGAAUCCUCGAUGUGUGAAGUGCGGCCAAGGAGUUGAAAAGCUCUACAUUCAAUAUUCGCCAGGAAACAUCCGACUGUUGAAAUGCAGCAACUGCAAGUCAGUUGCUGACGAGUACAUAGAGUGUGAGGUUAUGAUUCUCAUAAUUGAUCUGAUCCUUCACAAGCCCCCGGCUUACAGACACUUGCUCUUCAACUUGCUCCGCGACAAAGUUCAAAAUUUUGACGCCUUGUUAUUCAAGCUGUCCAUUAUCUUCCUCGCCCUUGAUGCUUACAAGUUGUGGAUUUUGAAUGGGAUCUCAGUUGAACAGUCGAUUAUGAUCAUGGGUUUGAAAACUUUCGGGUGUGCUCUUUUAGGAAAUGUGGUGUUCUUUUGUGUGCUUUUGGUUUUACCAAGGAGGUUUUUGACUUUUGUAGAUGAUUUUUCUGGGUAUAGAGAUGUGCUGCUCGUAGUGAUUGUCUCGAGCUACUUAAAGCUUUAUAUGUUGUCCAUGUUAGUAUGGGAAUUGCCUGCAUCAGUGGUUUAUAUCAUUGAUUUGUUUGUUAUGUCGUCAAAUAUGGUGGCUUUGCGGGCGAUAACGGAAUCCCCUUUCAGGAGAUGUUUCGGGUUAUGUUUUGGUGUUCAUGCCUUGAAGUUUUUUGUGAACUGGUUGCUGAAAUAGUUGUAAUGUUGAUGUUGUUCAAGCUUUUAUAGUUUUCUUUACUUGAAAGAUAUUAUAGAUCACUAUUUGUGGUUAUUGAAAUUGUCUUGAGGGAGUUUUACAUUUUUGUGUGACCUGAUGAACUAUAUGAUGCCUUUUUAAUCUAAA
Molecule: messenger RNA, 992 nt
Organism: Amaranthus tricolor (Joseph's coat)
Lineage: Eukaryota; Viridiplantae; Streptophyta; Magnoliopsida; Caryophyllales; Amaranthaceae
Product: protein ARV 2
Exons: 2
Coding region: 186-845 (219 amino acids)
Biological process (GO): sterol metabolic process; intracellular sterol transport; regulation of plasma membrane sterol distribution
Cellular component (GO): Golgi apparatus; cortical endoplasmic reticulum
Source: RefSeq, a predicted model, not a curated record